Messenger RNA from Uncinocarpus reesii 1704, 2346 nucleotides. RefSeq lists its product as uncharacterized. The record is from RefSeq and is a predicted model, not a curated record. The transcript has a single exon. NCBI's taxonomy places the organism in Eukaryota, Fungi, Ascomycota, Eurotiomycetes, Onygenales, Onygenaceae. Bases 1 to 2346 code for a protein of 781 amino acids.
AUGGAACCUACCUCUCCUGUCCAGCAAGUCGCAAAGAAUGGCUGCACCAUGGCCUCUAGCUUUCCAGCCUUCUUGCCCGAAGACCCAGCCCUGCGCCUAGGUCCUGAGGAGUUUGAACAAUACAUCUGCAAACUACUGCCCACCCCAGCUGGAUCCAACCCCGAACUACACGACAUGGAAUCAUCAACCGACGAGUAUUCCUCUGAAACCACUGGGAACGCAUUGGCUGAUGCACUGCAUAAAUUAGCAACCCUCAACGAAAACCCUCAGUAUCUCCCCCAACUCGCCGCCAUCAAUCGUACCAUUACAGAAAAUGGUGGCUUCACUUUUGCCUCGACAGAAUCUGCUUUGCUUGACUUGUUUCAUAGCUUAGAUGGGGAAUGGGCUCCGGAGGUACUCACUAAAAAACUGAAGGCAGCCUGGAAGGAAAACCCACUUUUGUGUCUGAAAAUAAUAUGGAACACGCGAAGCAUCCACCUCGGAAAGGGAAGCAGAAACAAGUUCUACAUUGCCAUGGGCUGGCUGAAGGAACACCACCCGCGAACCCUCUUGAUCAACUUGCAAUGGCUAUUCCGCCCUGUCAUCGAGAAAAACGCUAAGCCUUCACAGGACAAGGAGAUAGCCACCGUGGAAAAGACCGGUGCCGCCCUAGAUGACUAUGAGGUUAUUCAUGGCGUCUCCCAUGGCUACUGGAAGGAUCUUCUUAACCUCCUUGCUCUAUCCGCAAACGGAAAACUAAACAUGACCAACCCUCGAAAGGUCCUUGAGAAAAGUUGUUAUACUAAGCUUGAUCAGUCCGAGAAAAAAUAUGGAAAAUUACGAAGGGGAGAGGAGAGGAGAAAACGCUCAUCGACCAAGGCCCGCAGCGAACAACCAGCACGCCUGGCAGCGUCUAGGGAGCGUCGAAUCAAGUCAAGCCUGGAGCGCGAUCAACGGGAAAGCCGGGACGCAAAGGAGCUGCGCCGCAUUAAAGAGCAGAAGCGUCACCAGAAAAUCAUAGACCGGCUAUCGAAUGACCCCUUCCACCGAGCACUCCAUCUAACCGUGGCACGCUUGUUUGCCGAAAGGCUUCAGAAAGAUAUGCGACUAGCCACAGGGACCAAGCAACAACAAAGUCAAGUUUCCCUUUGUGGCAAAUGGGCUCCGUCUGUUAGGAAAUUUCACGACAACCAUACGCGUAUAGCGACGACCAUUGCCGAGAUUCUGUUUCCAAAGGAACAAAUUUGCCAACCAAACGAUACGCGGGAAAUGUAUCUAAAGAUGGCACGAGAGCAGUACCGUUUUGGAGCUACAUCUAAAUUGCGUAACGUUUUACAAUGCGUCGAGUGCGAUAUAUCCGCGAAUACGUUCUCGAAUAUCAAGUAUAACCGCGUUCCAUCUCUUGCCAUGGACCAAUACAAAGAUCUUUUCUUGAAAAAGGAUACCGAACGAUUCGAACAAUAUCUCGUGGAUGUGGCGAACGGGAAGACAAGCAUAUCUGGCGCUGUCCUCAUGCCUGGGCAGCUCAUUUCGCAAAUCAAGAAAGAUGGGCUCAAGAGUGCCACUGAAAUCGUAAUCAACCUGCAGUGGAAUGCUCUUCUCCAACGCAUCAAAGACUGUGGUUCGUUAUCGAGCUCCAUAGCAAUCUGCGAUGUUAGUGGGUCCAUGACUGACUCGUCCUCUAUGAAAAGAUGCAAUUUGAUGGAUAUUGCGAUGGGGCUUAGCCUGAUCAUUUCAGAUAUCACGCAGCCACCAUUCGGCGGGAAAAUAAUAACUUUCUCUGAAUUCCCCGUCAUCCUCAAUAUCGGUGGUCCUCAUGACUCCCGCACUCUACGGGAAAAGGUUGUCGCCUUGGAAUCGUCUUCCUUUUCACUGAAUACCGAUUUCCUCAAAGUAUUCAGACUCAUCCUGGAGUUAGCUGUGUCCAACAAGGUCAAGCCCGAGGAUAUGGUCAAGAGACUUUUCGUGUUCAGCGACAUGGAAUUCGAUCAGGCCAAUGAGCCCUCUAGCGGAUGGGAUACCCAUCAUCAAAUCAUCACCAAGGAGUUCGCAGCGGCUGGGUAUGAAGUUCCCGAAGUGAUCUACUGGAAUCUCAGUAAUGAUGCAUCCCGUCAUACUCCGGUUACCCAAGAUAUGCCAGGAACUGCGCUCGUCGGUGGGAACAAUCAAGCCAUGCUGAAAACAUUCCUCAUGACUGGCUCAGUGAGCGCUAAUGGGGAGGAGGAAGCGGACACGGAUUCCCAGAUGGACGAGGAUUGGAGCUUGGUUGACGAAAAGGAAAAGAAAAAGGCAAAAAUCACACCGUUUUCGAUCAUGAUCAAAACCAUCGGGCACGAGGCCUAUGACAUGUUGACCGUGGUCGACUGA